Messenger RNA from Colletotrichum orchidophilum, 1152 nucleotides. RefSeq names its product 5-methyltetrahydropteroyltriglutamate-homocysteine methyltransferase. The coding region runs from base 1 to 1152 and encodes 383 amino acids. The record is from RefSeq and is a predicted model, not a curated record. The transcript has 3 exons. Gene Ontology annotation, molecular function: zinc ion binding; 5-methyltetrahydropteroyltriglutamate-homocysteine S-methyltransferase activity. NCBI's taxonomy places the organism in Eukaryota, Fungi, Ascomycota, Sordariomycetes, Glomerellales, Glomerellaceae.
AUGUCCUCCAAGCUUCACCAAGCGCCUCCUUUCAGGGCCGAGCAAAUGGGCUCCCUGCUCCGUCCCCAGAAGCUCCUCGACAUCCGCGAAGGCAAGAUCCGCGACCAGGGUCUGUCCGAGGAGGAAGCCGGUCUUCCCGCCGUCGAGAAGGAGUCAGUCGCCGAGGUCGUCCAGCUGCAACGCGACCUGGGCAUCAAGGGCGAUGCCGAGGCCAGCAUGUUCCGGCUAUACCACCCCGACGUGGUGAGCCUCAUCGAAAAGGACCGCAAGGUCAUGCCGGGCGACUCCGUCAUUGCCGGCGGAAAGCUGUCCCACUCGCCCGCAAAGUCCAAGUCCAACUUGCACGAGCUGCGUCUGGUCCAGGCUGCCCUGCCGAAAGAGGAGUGGAAGGAUAUCAAGUUGACCAUGAUCACGCCGGCUUGGUUCCACAUGCGCUACAAGCAGGGCAGAGCCUACACCAAGGAGGCGUACGCCAACGAUGCCGAGUACUUCAAAGAUGUCGCCAAGGUUUAUCACGCCGAGCUCCAGCAGCUUUAUGAUGCUGGUUUGCGCAACGUUCAAUUCGAUGACCCCGGCAUGGCUUAUUUCUGCUCGCAACAAUUCCGCAAGGGCUGGGAAGAGGAUAAAGACAACGACGGCACCGUCGAAGACCUCCUCGAUGCCUACAUUGCUCUGUAUAACGACACAGUCAGCAAACUGCCCGAGGACAUGCACACCGGUAUCCACCUGUGCCGCGGUAACUUCAUCGGGGGCCGCCAUUUCGCCGAGGGCUCCUACGACAUCAUCGCCAAGAAGCUCUUCCAGAACCUGAAUGUCAACACAUUCUAUCUCGAGUACGAUACCGAGCGCGCGGGCGGAUUCGAGCCCCUCCAGUUCCUUCCCAAGAACAAGAACGUCGUCGUCGGUAUCAUCAGCACAAAGGUCGCCAAGCUCGAGGACAAGGAGGAGAUGAAGGCCCGUGUUCUCAAGGCGGCCGAGUACGUCGCCAAGGGAAGCGGCGAGACCAAGGAGGAGGCGCUCAAGCGUAUCUGCGUGUCGCCCCAGUGCGGUUUCAGCACCCACGAGAGCGGAUACCCGUUGAGUCUGGAGGAUGAGAAGAGCAAGCUUUCUUUGAUUAGGCAGAUUGCCGACGAGAUUUGGGGCGAAGCCUAA